Molecule: messenger RNA, 819 nt
Organism: Epithele typhae
Lineage: Eukaryota; Fungi; Basidiomycota; Agaricomycetes; Polyporales; Epitheliaceae
Exons: 2
Coding region: 1-819 (272 amino acids)
Source: RefSeq, a predicted model, not a curated record
AUGUCUGAACAGGGGGACUGGGAAAUUUUUUCAGGCGGAUACGAUGCGUAUAUCUGCGAAUUACAGGAGUUGAUCAGUUCAGAGAAGAUGGAAACCUUGACGAAAGCCCGAUCUGAUAAUCUUUCGAAAAAAGACGCAUUCCUUAGGGAAUUGACAUCCAACCAGUACCAUCAGGAGCAGAAAGGGAAAUUGUCGCUCGAACAGCGCCGUCAGGCGCGCACGCCACCCGGCGCCAAGUUGCCACCCGCGGACAUCGACCCCAAGACCGCCGAAGAGGAGUACGGUUUCGGCUGGUACUUGGUGCCCCAGACUCUGCACAAGCGGAUGUGGCUCACUGCGCUCUACUAUGAGUCUCACAGAAGCGACCUCCCGCCCCCAAACGGGCCGCGCGGGCUAUUCUCGGCGGACGACCUCAGAAGGUCCAUUCAGGGGAUGAUGGCAAUGUUCGUUACACCCUCACCUGCAGGCACGUUUACCUGCGUCGGAGAGGACCUUGAGCCACUGCCUCCGCGUUCAUGGCAAGGAAUCGUCGCAUACGGAUUCUUUGAUCCCAAGAACAAGUAUCGCAUCGUGGAGUCGGCAACGCAGGCAGAUAUAGAUCUGAUGACGAAGUUCUACGACAUGGAGCCCCGGUGGAUCAUGCUGAGCAAGUCAGGAGGGAAGUCGAUGGUGGAGGAGGUUUACCAGGAGCCGGAACCGAUCGGCAGACUGGUACCUUACGAAGACCCAGAGGAUGACGAUGAGAAGAGAAGAAGACGAAGAAGAUGUAGAAGAGAAGAAGACGAAGAAGACGAAGAAACAGAGGGGAACGAGAUCUGA